CCACCAAUCAGCGUUGUGGACGCAAAGAAAACACCAACAAUGGGUUAUUUUGUGAAGUUGGAGCAAAAAGUAGAAACUUUUGCAUUUCAAACACGCCUGAUCACCUUAUUUUUUCAGGUGAUCUUCAAUGCUGUUAUUCCCGACCAUGAUGCUGACGUUUUCAACCCUCCAGCAUCCCCAACCCACAACCAGACAGCAGUGGACAGCAUCAUGGACAUCGGGGUGGGUGGAUUGAGAAGAUGGGAUGCAGUGUACUUCAUCCAUGUUGCAGAACAUGGUUACAUCUAUGAGAACGCUGUAGCUUUCUUCCCCCUGUACCCAGUCAUUGUGGGGAAAAUUGCCGAUGUUUGUUACUGCUUCUCAUUUGCAGGUCAAAUCAUGUCCAAAUUAAACCUCUGCUUAAUCAUCGGAGUGGCACUGAAUGUCUACCUCUUCACCAAGGCAGCCUCUACACUGUUCCACUUGGGAGUCCAGGUUCUCAAAGAUGAGAAAUUAGCAUACAAGGCAGCCCUGUUGUUCUGCAUCACCCCAGCCAGCAUCUUCAUGACAGCUCCCUACUCAGAAUGUGUUUUUAGCUACCUCUUCUUCUCCGGGCUGCUGGCUUUUGCCAGUGGUGACACAAUGAAGGCAGCAUUUUGGUUUGGACUAAGUACAUGUACAAGAUCAAAUGGCCUAUUAGCAAUUGGGUUCAUCUUGUUCAGGAGAGUUAAGGGAUUUAUGUCCAGUAUGCAACAAGUGACAAAAGCUAGAUUUGAGACUGUGACUGAAAAGGGGAUGAUGAUGGUGUCAAUGACAAAUCUAUACCUGGCUCCAGUCAUUGUUGCGAUUGUGCUGUGUGCUGGCCCAUUCUGUUUGUAUCAAUAUUACAUUUACAGAAUAUUCUGUUUGUCAAAUGAUGCAGAUUUACCACAGCACCUAAUUCGCUAUGGUCGCUCCCAGAAGUACCAUUUAGUUGGUGAUGCUCCAUCACCAUGGUGUUCACAGUUACUUCCCUUGUCCUACAACUACAUCCAGAAGCAGCACUGGGGUGUGGGUUUUCUCCAGUACUACGAGCUGAAGCAGGCCCCCAACUUCUUGCUGGCCACCCCCAUGCUGGUGCUGAGUGUGUGUGCCUGCAUAUACUACUACAGACUCAACACAUCCUGCUGCCACAGACUCGGCAUGGUGCAGGAGGGGCAGACAGACAAGAAGACGGAUCUACAGAAAGGAAACUUUGGCUUCAAGAACACCAGACUUUUCAUCUAUGUAGGGCACCUGCUAUUCACCACUGUCUUUGGGAUUUUCUUUGUGCACAUUCAGGUAAUGACCCGACUCCUUGCGUCCACCUCCCCUGUGAUCUACUGGUUUGCUGCUCAGCUCAUCACGGACAAGACCUACUAUCAGAACUCCUCCAACAAGUACAACAUUUUCUCACCACAAAGAGUCCAGCGCAUUGAGACGGGGGCCAACCUGCAGCAGGCCCAGAAGGGGAACCUGCUCAUUGACCAGAUCUCAGACUUCUGGAAACAGAGCACCAACACCAAACUCGUGCUGGUCUACUUCAUGUGUUACUUUGUAGUAGGGACAGCAGCUUUUGCCAACUUCCUCCCAUGGACAUAAUUACACAGUUAAUGUAUUAUAGAAUAAUACUAUUACUUCACUGCCAUGAUAACCUGACAUCACUAACAAUAAUCUCUACUGCUGCUACAGAGUGUUAUAUGUUGUCUUAGUUUGCUCUAGCUUUGGUUGUGAUUUUGAGAUAUUGACCAUAUAUUGGUCAAAUGUACAAGUAUGCUGCAGCCCCAGGUACUAGAUAUAACAUCUCCAUACAAAAACCUCCCUAAGGGACCAUUCAUAAUUUAUGGCUUGGGGUGUGUGUGAGUGUUUGUGUGAUAAUGGGUCACCCAUUUUGUUCUGGGGAGGUCGGGGCAGCAAUUAUUGUGUACACGUG
Messenger RNA from Haliotis rubra (blacklip abalone), 1930 nucleotides. RefSeq names its product GPI mannosyltransferase 2-like. NCBI's taxonomy places the organism in Eukaryota, Metazoa, Mollusca, Gastropoda, Lepetellida, Haliotidae. The record is from RefSeq and is a predicted model, not a curated record. The coding region runs from base 40 to 1599 and encodes 519 amino acids. Gene Ontology annotation, biological process: GPI anchor biosynthetic process. The transcript is spliced from 3 exons. Gene Ontology annotation, molecular function: GPI mannosyltransferase activity; alpha-1,6-mannosyltransferase activity. Gene Ontology annotation, cellular component: mannosyltransferase complex; endoplasmic reticulum membrane.